GACAACUCUCCAGGAUAUAUUCAGCACUUUCUUAAGGGUCAUAGUGUUGGAUUCAGUUUCAUCUUCCGCAGCCACCAGCGCGUCUUGGGAUAUGAACUCUUUCCUGUUCGAUAUUCUUCUUCCCUGCAUGAAAGGAGUCUCCGUAAGCGACUGGGCGGACCGAAAACCGGGAGGCCUCACAUCGAGGCGAAAAUCUUUGCAAGUUUUCAUCGCGCGCCACUACGAUCAUGGCUGUUUUCUCUUGAAGAAGGAGGCCGAUGCAAGCAAGUGGCUCGUUCGAAGGGCGCAAGCCAACCUUGAUGGCGACAAACAGAUUCUUCGCACCGACAUUUUGGAAGCGCCUCCCUGCCUGCAUUUUCCUAUCCUUGCGCUCGCAGAUUGCCGCGGUAUUUUCGUGCGAUGUCUCCAGGAGUCAAUCAACUCAGGUCAGAUUUGCUACCGCGCCCUGUGUUCCCAUCUAA
This is a messenger RNA of Amoebophrya sp. A25, 461 nucleotides long. The record is from the annotation of a GenBank genome assembly. Lineage: Eukaryota; Dinophyceae; Syndiniales; Amoebophryaceae.